Molecule: messenger RNA, 1102 nt
Organism: Cucurbita maxima (winter squash)
Lineage: Eukaryota; Viridiplantae; Streptophyta; Magnoliopsida; Cucurbitales; Cucurbitaceae
Product: NAC domain-containing protein 100-like
Exons: 3
Coding region: 48-914 (288 amino acids)
Biological process (GO): regulation of DNA-templated transcription
Molecular function (GO): DNA binding
Source: RefSeq, a predicted model, not a curated record
UCCAAUAAUAUCCCCAAAUUCAUGUGUGUGUGUGUGUGUGUGUUCAUAUGAAUUCAAUAAUGGACGAGCAGAUAGAACUGCCCCCGGGAUUCCGAUUCCAUCCGACGGACGAGGAGCUCAUCACCCACUACCUCUCCCCCAAGGUCCUCAACACCAACUUCAGCGCCGUAGCCAUCGGGGAGGCCGAUUUGAACAAAUCAGAGCCCUGGGACUUGCCUGGGAGAGCCAAAAUGGGGGAAAAGGAAUGGUACUUUUUCUGCGUCAAGGACAGGAAGUACCCCACUGGGCUGCGGACGAACAGAGCUACGGAUUCUGGGUAUUGGAAGGCCACUGGCAAAGAUAAAGAGAUUUUCAGAGCAAAAAGAAUUGUGGGUAUGAAGAAAACUUUGGUUUUUUACACUGGAAGAGCCCCAAAAGGCCAUAAAUCUAAUUGGGUUAUGCACGAGUAUCGUUUAGCACCAAAAUUCCCCCUUUCUAAGAACGAAUGGGUUAUCUGCCGAAUCUUCAACAAGGGCUCCGGGGAGAAACCACCACACAGUUCCACAGCUCUGCCGCCGCUAAUGGAAUAUUCCCAUUCCCAAACGCCCUACUCCACCGUGGAACGUCCACCACGCGUGACCUGCUUCUCCAAUACAUCCGACAGGGCUUACAAUUUCAACCCUACACCGCAGGCGUUCCAUUUCCCUAACCCUUGGCCGCCAUCCCGGCUGUUGAACACUGCGGAUUCUGUUUGGAUGCCCGGAAACAGCGUUGUGAGAAUGUUGGUUGAGAAUGAAACGGCAAGUGAGUUGAUGAAUCCAAAAGUGGAGAUUACAGGUUUUGGGCGUGGAAUUGGAACGAUGGAGGAAGAUCAUCAUAACCCAUCAUCGCCUUCUGGUGAUCCAAUUGACCUUGAAAGUCUCUGGAAUUAUUGAUGUCUCCUUCUUGAUCAUUAAAAUGAUUGGGAGAAUUUAAAUUUGCGUUCAUAUACAUUAUGAUAUAGGAUCAUAGCAAGGAACCUAUUUUGUUUUGUUUUGAGGGGGUCUAAUAGUGUCAUGUGAUUCCAAAUAUACUUGUAUAUACAAAUCUCAAUAAUCCAAACAAAUGUUGUAGAUGGCCUAAA